Molecule: messenger RNA, 969 nt
Organism: Adineta steineri
Lineage: Eukaryota; Metazoa; Rotifera; Eurotatoria; Adinetida; Adinetidae
Source: the annotation of a GenBank genome assembly
AUGGAAUUUUCUCUAACAAAAAGUUUUAUUACAAAACAACUUAUUCAAUUCAAUAGUAUUAUUUCUCAAUUUAAUUUACUCGAUCCUUCUCCACAAGUAACUCAUCUUUUCAAUGAACUUCUUAUAUUUUGCUGUUCAACUCCAAUAUGCUCAUUAAAAUUUGAACGUAUGUUAGAAACAGAUUCCGUCCUAAAAACAGUAUGCGAAAAUUUACGUAAUUUACGUUCACGUUAUGAAUAUCAUCUUGAAAUCCACUCGGCAAAGAUAUAUGCAUCUAAUGCAGAUCAGAGUUUAAUUGAACACUUUUUUGAUGGUGGUGAUUAUCAUCGAUUAAUUCAACUUGAAAUAAAUAUGUUACGAAAUUUGGGUAUUCAAUUUUCUCAAAAUUUACCAUUAAAUGAUAAAUUAAAUUCUGUAGUCACUAAAAUAGCAUUUAUCGGUUCAGGUCCAAUUCCAGUUUCUUCUAUGCUCAUUCUUACUGAACACACGCCAUUCGUAUAUAUUUACAAUAUAGAUAUAUCACAUGAAGCAAAUCAAUUAGCAUCGAAUGUAUGUAAACAAUUGUUAUCAUCGCAUCUCUUUGAACGCAUGCAUUUUAUUACACAAGAUAUUAAUCAGAAACCUCUUCCAUUUCAUAUAGAAUCGAUUUUAAAACAAUGUCAAGUCAUUUUUCUUGCAGCACUGGUUGGUACUGAUGAUUUGGCUAAAUUGAGCAUACUUCAAAAUAUUGUCAAACAUUCAAAAAAUGAAUCCGAUCAAAGAUUAACACAACAUAUCAUAAUUAGAACAACCGAUGGACUACGUCAAGUUUUAUAUCCUAAAAUAAAUCUUAAAACAAUAACAAAAUUUCAAUUGGCUUUAGAUAAUGAUGAGUUGAACAAUAAGAAUAAAGCUUCACUCGAAAUACAAGCAAUUAGUUCUCCUCAAGAUCAUAUUCCUAUUACAAUUAUUGUUGCAAAAAUUACCUAA